CUAGCGGCUCGUGUUAUUCUCUGUUAUCAGCAGAGAAUGUAAUGAAAAAGUGCAAAUGCAGUGAAUGCAGAUAUUUGGGUCUGAUAAGGACGCGCACUUGGCGCAUUUGGCGCACAUCGCGUCCGAUCCGCUCCGGCAGUUGUGUCAACAGUGGCGAGUCGACAACACACGGAAUUAUAGACAUAUGCAUACAUCUGGUAUAUCUGUCGACUGUUUAUAAUGCAAAGUCAAAACCUGAAUUGGGGCAUUGCAGCAGCUGGUCGAGUCACCCAAGACUUUGUCACUGCCCUGGGCACGAUUCCGAACUCGCGCCACGCAGUGUUGGCCGUCGCAGACGUCGAGGGUCCGCGUGCCCAGGAGUUUGCGCAGCGCAAUCAAAUCCCGAGGCACUACGAUGGCUUCGAGGCGCUCUCGUUGGACAAGGAGGUGGAUGUGGUGUAUGUGGGCACCUUGAAUCCCUUCCACUAUGCUGUGGUGCGGCUGAUGCUCAUCCGGGGCAAGCAUGUGCUCUGCGAGACACCGCUGUGCCUGGGCCUAGAGCAGGCCCAGGAGCUCUACAAGUUGGCCGAGCAGCGAGGCGUAUUCCUCAUGGAAGGCAUGUGGAGUCGUUGCUUUCCCAGCUAUGAACGGCUGCGCGAGCUGCUCCUUGGCGAUGCCAUUGGCGAGGUGAAACUAGUGAAGCUGCAGCACGGCUUCCGUUUGGCCAAUGAGGAGCGUGUGGCCAGCCGCGCCCUGGGCGGCUCCAUUACCCUGGACAUUGGCAUCUAUGCGCUGCAGCUGGGCCAGUUCGUCUUUGGCUCGGCGCCCGUCAAGAUCAUUCCCAGCGGCACUCAGCUGAAUGCGGAACGCGUCGACGUUCAAACCGAAUUCAUAUUGGACUAUGGCGAUAAUCGACGUCUGAUUGCGCUCAUUACUGGCCUGGAGACUCUGGAGAACGAUGCGAUCAUCGUGGGCACCAAAGGCGAGAUUAAGGUGAGAUUACCGCACAAACAGCUGUGA
This is a messenger RNA of Drosophila arizonae, 999 nucleotides long. Its product is annotated as trans-1,2-dihydrobenzene-1,2-diol dehydrogenase. Gene Ontology annotation, molecular function: nucleotide binding. NCBI's taxonomy places the organism in Eukaryota, Metazoa, Arthropoda, Insecta, Diptera, Drosophilidae. The record is from RefSeq and is a predicted model, not a curated record.